Molecule: messenger RNA, 96 nt
Organism: Blumeria graminis f. sp. triticale
Lineage: Eukaryota; Fungi; Ascomycota; Leotiomycetes; Helotiales; Erysiphaceae
Source: the annotation of a GenBank genome assembly
AUGAUUGUAUGUAGCGUAGCACCCACACCUUUACAGCUAGUCGCCGAGGCCCUUUAUUCCCUUGAUGUAUUACACUCACUCUCGGGAUACUACUAA